Parathielavia appendiculata is the source of this 378-nucleotide messenger RNA. RefSeq lists its product as uncharacterized. The transcript is spliced from 2 exons. Bases 1 to 378 code for a protein of 125 amino acids. The record is from RefSeq and is a predicted model, not a curated record. Lineage: Eukaryota; Fungi; Ascomycota; Sordariomycetes; Sordariales; Chaetomiaceae.
AUGCCGAAUAUCAUCCUUGUGAUCUGUAAUACCUGCUGUAACGGGCUGGGCCCGCAUCAUUUUGAACUAUCGGUGGACCUAUCGAGCACGUCGUCAGCCUCCAGUCUGGCGCACAGCAGAAGCCUUCAACGGCUCCAGACACAGACCCGGGUUGAGGACUGCAUUUGGGUCGCUGGUACUUCGACGAAGAUCGGAGUCGCAGUCAACUCCGAGGUCACCAGUUCGGCACCGGGUCUUCAAGGGCUGGAACAAGCCGGGGGUGAUUUGUAUGAGCCGGGAACAGCGGCUGCACGGGCGGACGCGCGCUUCAUCGACGGAUUAGAUGUUCUGGAUCCCGACUUCGAAGACAAUCACCAUGCCGCGCUGGCCGCCGCAUAG